UCGUGUGGGCACGGUUAAAGUGGUUGGCGGGGGGUGCAGCCUGCUUUUCCCCGGGCAGGCCGGGAGUUGUCGGUUCCGGUUCCUCUCCAAGAUGGCAGUCGUGACCAUGGCGGUAAAUUCAGCUGCCAGUUUGUGGGGGCCAUACAAAGAGAUCUGGCAGACAGUGGAGAGUGUGAUCUGGAAACGUCUUCCAGAAGCCGUUCACCUGUUGGACCUUACGCUCAAAAAGCACAAACCGGACUUCAUCUCCCUCUUCAAGAAUCCUGCUAAAAAUGUACAGCACAGAGAGAAGGUGAAGAAAGCCAGCGUUGAGGGGAUUGCGAUCCAGGGUCAGCAGGGGACCAGGCUCCUUCCAGAACAGCUGAUCAGCGAGGCUUUCAUUUUAAGCGAUCUCUUCGACAUUGGAGAGCUUGCUGCGGUGGAGUUACUGCUGGCAGGUGAGCAUCAGCUGCCCCGAUUCCCUGGCCUGACACGUGGUUUAGUGGCUAUACUGCUGUAUUGGGAUGGGAAGAGGUGCAUUGCAAACUCCUUGCAUUCCCUCAUACAAUCACGACAAGGCAAAACAUGGACUCUGGAACUCAGUUCAGAGCUUGUUUCCAUGACAACACGGUUUACCGAUGAAUUGAUGGAGCAGGGGCUGACUCAGAAGGUUCUGUGCUUGAUCAAUCAAAUAAACCUCAACAAUGAAUUUGAAAAAUUGCAAACUGCACGUGGCUUGGGCAAUGCAUCUCAUCGCAAAGGGGUCUCAGAUCUGAUCAAGGAAUGCCGCCAAUCCCUUGCAGACUGCCUCUUCGCUUGGGCUUGCCAGACGCCGUUGAACAAAGAUGACACCUUGUUUCUGAUUUCCCACAUGGAGUGUGUGACGCUGGAGGCUGAUGGCACGUUGGAAAAUGUAAACCUGGCUCUUCUCAUGGCGCUGCUCUAUUGCUUUGAUAUCAGUUUUUUAGAGCAUGUCACCGAGGAUCGAGAAGAAUUAAUUCAUCAGCUGCCAUUAUUGACAGAAAGACAGUACGUGACCGCUAUCCAUUGCAAACUGCAGAACUCCCAGCCUUGGAAACUUGCAGGCCUGCAGGCUGUAGUCAGAUUGGCCUGGGCCUUGGCUCUGCGAGGGAUCUCACAAUUACCUGAUACUACAGCAUUGACAGAGUUCACAGAGGCCGAUGAGUUGAUUGCAAACAUGGCCAUUGGCCAGAACGCCUUCUUUUUCCUUACUGAUGCUGUGGUGAGAGGUGAGGGUUUGCACCAAGAUGAGUUCUACAUUCGCAGGAUUCACAAUCUAAUCACAGACUUCUUGACGCUCAUGCCAAUGAAGGUUAAACAGUUGCGGAAUCGUGCGGAUGAGGAUGCCCGAAUCAUCCACAUGAGCCUGCAGAUGGGUACCGAGCCACCUUCCACAUUGCGUCGUGACCUCGAGCAUCUGAUGCUGCUGAUUGGAGAGUUGUACGAGAAGGAUCCUUUCACACUAGAGCUUGCCCUUGAAUAUUGGUGUCCAUCAGAACCAGUUCAAACUACAACCAUGACGGGCUCCUUCUCAGGCUUGACCCGCCAUAGGCCACCGCAACGCCAGGUUGUUCUGUCUAAGUUUGUGAGGCAAAUGGGAGACAUGCUGCCUCCAUCUCUGUACCUGCCCUAUCUUAAGAUGCUGCGUGGACUGGCCAAUGGGCCACACUGUGCACACUACUGCUUCAGCCUGCUCAAAGUUAAUGGCAGCAGUCAUGUGGAGAACAUCCAGGUGGUCGGAGGCAACCCUGUAUCAUGGGAACAUUUCUUCCACUCACUGAUGCUGUACCAUGAGCACUUAAGGAGAGACAUGCCAAGCACAGACACCAUUCAGUACAGGCACAUGCCUUUGAGGGGCAUCACACAGCGCGAGAUGGAUGGCCUUAUUGCUUUCCUUGAACUUACGGGCACCAUCGUCAAAUGGAGUGAGAAUGCCCGUCUGGCUUUGUGUGAGCACCCGCAGUGGACUCCUGUUGUGGUUAUGUUGGGCCUGAUCCAAUGCAGCAUCCCACCCGUCCUCAAAGCUGAAAUACUGAAGACACUGGCAGCAUUUGGCAAAUCACCAGAGAUUGCUGCUUCCCUCUGGCAGUCACUAGAGUAUACCCAGAUGUUGCAGACAGUUCGAACUCCAAGUCAGAGACAAGACACUGGGAUUGAGGUGGAGUUGAAUGAAAUUGAAUCUCGUAGUGAGGAGUAUCCUCUCACCAGAGCAUUUUGCUACCUGAUAAGUACACUGGUAGAAAGCUCUUUCCCCACAAACCUUGGGGCAGGCCUCCGUCCGCCAGGAUUCGAUCCUUAUCUCCAAUUCCUCAGGGACUCUGUGUUUCUCCGGUUUCCGACCAGAGCAUACAGGAGAGCUGCAGAAAAGUGGGAGGUGGCUGAAGUUGUGCUUGAGGUUUUCCACAAACUCCUGACAGAUUAUGAACCCCGGCCAGAAGAUUUUACGGACCAAAUGGUGGAGCUUCAAGGAGAGCUGGUGGUUGCAUUCAAGUCUCCAGGAUACAACCUGAUGUUUCACUUGCUGAAUGACUCCCCAAUGCUGAGUCUUUGUUUGAGCCUCUUGGAGGAAGGUGUUAAACUGCUGGACACUUACGCACCAUUCCCUGGUAAAAAGCACUUGGAAAAAGCAGUGGAAUAUUCCCUGGGUCUUUUGGAACUGGCCCUUCAGAAGGAGAAUCAAUUCAUGGAUUGGUUGAGAGAGAGCCAUUCCUCUGUCAUAGCGACACCCCUUGAACAGCUGCUUCAGGGCAUCAACCCACGCACCAAAAAGGCUGACCACGUGGUCAAUAUUGCUCGGUACUUGAGCCAUGGAAACACCAACCCUGACCUGGCAUUUGAAAGUGCCAAGAUUCUUUGCUACAUCUCACGCUACCCAAACAUCCAGGUGAAGCUGGUGGGUGACUUCACUGAAGACCAGACUGCCAGUGAAGCAUUGAUGUCUGGUUUUGUGGAUUGCUUGGAUAGUGAAGGAGCUGAAGAAAUGAUUCCGGCUGAAGCUGGCAUUGUACCAGAAAAGAAAAGUACACUGGUCAGACACAACACAAAAAUUCACAUCCUAAGCUUGCUAAUAAACUCCUUGGACUUGAAAGCACCAAACCUGGCAUUCUACUUGUUGGGUUAUGAGUUGCGAAAGCCAGUGAAUGCCACCAAUCUGCAAGAUCCAGGAGUUCUUGGUUGUCCACGGACCUGCCUUCACUCCGUUUUAAAUAUUCUUGAGAAGGGCACUGAAGGAAGGAAUGGACCCCUCGCGGUCAAGGAGUCCCCACAUUUAGCUGAGCUUUGCUAUCAGGUGAUUUAUCAGCUGUGUGCAUACUCGGACACCUCUGGACCAACCAUGCGAUACUUGAGAACAAGCCAGGAUUUUCUCUUCUCUCAACUCCAGCAUCUCCCCUUUGCAGUUAAAGGCCACGAAAUCUCAGCCUUGAACCAGAUGUCAUGGCUGAUGAAGACUGCUGGGAUUGAACUGCGUGUGACAUCUCUGAAUCGGCAGCGUUCUCACACACAGCGCCUCCUCCAUCUGCUCCUUGAUGAUGUGCCACUGCGAUCUUACUCUGUUGAUGCAGAGGGAAGCCUUGAAGAAGAAACAAGAAACGUCAGUGGGUUUCUACACUUUGACACCACCUCUAAAGUACGUCGAAAGAUCCUGAGUAUUCUAGAUUCAAUUGACUUUCGCCAGGAGUCCCCAGAAGAGCUUCAUUUGGAUUUCUUUGAUCGUGCCCAGAUUGAACAAGUUAUCUCUAACUGUGAGCACAAAAACCAACAUGGCCAGACUGUCUGCAAUGUGAAGCUCCUUCACCGAGUACUUGUUGCUGAAGUGAAUGCCCUGCAGGGAAUGGCAGCCAUAGGGCAAAGACCUUUACUAAUGGAGGAGAUAAACACGAUCUUGCAGCACGUGGUGGAGAGGAACAAGCUGCGGGAGUGUCUACACGCCAAGCGGCACAUGUUGGAGUCGUGGCGCCACCUCGUCGAGAUCAUACUUGCAGCGUGCCCACUGGAUCUGAUUCAGGAAGAGGACAGGCAGCUGGUCAUCCGGGACCUUCUACAUGAACUCCAUGACAAGAUCCUCAAAGAGGAGGCUGCUCAGGAACUCAUGCCCGUGGUGGCUGGAGCAGUGUUCACUCUCACUGCUCACCUCAGCCAGACGGUGCGCAGCGAGCAGAAACAGGCACUCAGCAUCCACUCCCAGCACGUCACCAUCCUCGACGGCAGCACCACAUCAGCAGGGGAGGUAUCAGCUGGCUUUGCCUCUAUUGGAGACUCUUCUCUUCACAUCAUCCUCAGGAAACUCUUGGAUUUCAUCCUCAGAACCGGUGGGGGGUUCCAGCGUGUAAGAGCACACCUGUACGGAGCACUGCUAUAUUACCUACAGAUGAGUCAGAAGCCGGAUGAGCCAGACACAUUGGAAACAGGGCACAAAACCAUGUGGCAGAGGCUCACGGCUCCGGAGGAUGAGUACACUAAGCUCCGAAAAGACAACAUGAACAUCAUAGAGAGUUAUGGGGCAUCAUUGAUGGAGGUUGUUUGUCGAGAUGCUUGUGAUGGGCAUGAAAUCGGGAGAAUGCUGGCACUGGCGGUGAUGGACCGGAUUGUGGCUAUUGACCAGCACCAGCUGUGGCUCUACUACCUCGCUAAUACCGGCUACCUUAAAGCACUGACAGACAGCCUGACCCAGGAUGACACCACUCUUCAGAGCAUGCUCAGUCCCAAGCCUCCUUUAUUGAAAGCCUUGUACUUGUAUGAAUCCAAAAUGGCCUUCUUGACAAGAGUGGCUAAGAUCCAGCAGGGAGCCUUGGAGCUUCUGACAGCAGGCGUUAUUGUGCGCCUGUCCCAAUGCCAGGUCUACGAUCACCGGCCUGAAACGGAGUCACACAGUAUGUUUUGUGCAAGAGACCCAUCAGGAUUUAUCCCAGCUCCUGUGGAGCGAUAUCACCAGAUUCUGCUCCCAGCUCUUCGACUUUGCCAGGUUAUAUUGACCUCCAGCAUUGGGAAACACCAGCUGGCUGCGGGACAGGUACUACAAUUCCUAAUUGCCCAUUCAGACCUCAUCCAGGCUAUCCUACGCUGCCAGGAGUUAACUGCAGGGUCCCUCCAAGAGUUGGCACUUUUGACAGGCAUCAUAAGCAAAACAGCAUUACCAGGUGUGGUCAGUGGGAUAGAAAUGGAAGGCAAUGGUGGCACUCUCAUGGAACUUCAAGGUCAUAUUGGACGCUUCCAGCGACAGUGCCUGGGCUUGCUCAGCCGAUUCAGUGGUUCAGACCGACUUCGUGAGGUCAAAAAACAGCAGGAAGGCACUCAAGUCAGCAGGGUGAGCAAGAAGGAUGAGAUGGAACUAGCUAUGCAGCAGAUUUGUGCCAAUGUGGUACAAUAUUGUCAAACGUUGCUGAUACAAAGCAGCACUGGGUCCCAGUAUACAAUCUGUCUCUUUACUCCUAGCCUUGCUGAAGGCACAUCUCGAGAAGGAAGUAGGCAAGAUGCUCAGUUACCAAUGGUUCCUUACUGGAGGCUGCCCAGCCUUGGGGUCAUCCUGUUCCUGCUGAAGCAAAGUGCAAAUGAUUUCUUCAGCAGUUAUGAGAGCCACCGGCAAAGUGUGACCAAGUACCAGAAUCUGCAACAUCUACCCCCGGAUGAAAUAAAGGAGCUGUGCCAAGCAUUAGUAUCAGUUGGGGUAGACAAGAUUUCAGCUGCUCAGCGGCAAGUUCUGGCCAGACGUCGGCUUGUGCAGCAGAUCAAUCACAGAGCAGAGCUGCUGUCCCUCUACUGCUUCAUUGUGGAAAACUGUCUCUUUAUCCUGUGGCGACAUCUGGAGUAUUACUUCCUGUACUUUACCCCUUCAGACGCCCAUGUUUCCCUGGAUAUCCUGAGUGGAUCCUACAGGGGCAGGCGUUUCCAUGAUUCCUAUAGUUUUGAUUCAAAUCCUGACUCCAGGCGUUUCAUUCUAACUCAAGUACACCAGCAUGAUAUUGAGCAGCUUCAGAUUGACGCAACAGCAAGCUUUGGGGAGUCCCUACAGAAGAAGCUGCUGGACAUUGAGACCGUUUACUGCAAAGUGCGGUCACGACACUUGUUUAUUCAGGCUCUAGUUCGACGGAUCCGUGGCCUUGUGAGGAUGAAGAGGACCUGAUGGUCUUCUGUUCAAGCACACAACUGUACACACCCACCAGCUGUUUCCUCCUCUUUCCCCCUCUCUUCUUGAAGUUGUGGGUUUCUGUAAGGCUCACAAAACUAGUUUAAUAUUUUUUACUAAGGAUUGAACUGUAAUUACAAUUAAAUGUUAUUUUUCACAAAGAAUAAACAUCAGUUUUCCGAA
Carcharodon carcharias (great white shark) is the source of this 6307-nucleotide messenger RNA. It is a transcript of the gene nup205, whose product is annotated as nucleoporin 205. Gene Ontology annotation, cellular component: nuclear pore inner ring; nuclear pore. Bases 92 to 6121 code for a protein of 2009 amino acids. The transcript is spliced from 43 exons. The record is from RefSeq and is a predicted model, not a curated record. NCBI's taxonomy places the organism in Eukaryota, Metazoa, Chordata, Chondrichthyes, Lamniformes, Lamnidae. Gene Ontology annotation, biological process: nuclear pore organization. Gene Ontology annotation, molecular function: structural constituent of nuclear pore.